AUAAGAGAGUUGAGAAAAAAUGUUUUUCAAUAUUUUCGAUUUGAUUCUCGUGAAGAAAUCAAGUUUGUCGCGGAUUCCUUAGAAAAUUUCCAUCCAAAAUUGUUGUGAAUAAAAGGUGACCAACAGGUUUAAGUGUCCAGUCUGUUAUCUUUUCGUGUAAGCUAUCGAAAAAAAUUAAUUCGAAAGGAUAUCUCACCUUCAUUCAUUCAAAAAUUUUCGGAAAGUAAAAGAAAAGAAAAAAGUGGAAGUUUGUCUUGAGAAAAUUCAUAAAAUUUGUGUGCGGAAAAACUAUUUUUUUUCUAUUACAUAAGAAGAAAAAAGGGCAUAGCAAUUGUUUGAAUUUACCUCAAAGCAACAGUCAACUGGUGCUUCAAAAUAAAUAAAUCGUAUAUCAAAGAAAAAUGGCCUUAAUCAUGAAAUACAUUGACAGUAUGCAUCACUAUAUGGAUAAAUACGGUGAUCCGCGCACAAAAGACUGGCCAAUGAUGUCAUCGCCAUUCCACACACUAGGAAUUUGUUUAGGUUAUGUCUACUUAGUAAAGGUACUGGGACCAAAGCUUAUGGAGAACCGAAAACCAUUCCAGCUUAAAAAUACUCUCAUAGUUUACAAUUUAUUCCAAGUUAUCUUUAGUUCGUGGCUUUUUUACGAGUGCUUAAUGGGUGGCUGGUGGGGUGAAUAUAGUUUUCGAUGUCAGCCAGUUGAUCACUCCACAUCAGGCCGAGCAAUGAGAAUCGGAAUAUCCGGUUGGCUAACAGGUCAUUAUAAUUUCCGAUGUCAGCCAGUUGAUUAUAGCAAUCACCCUAGCACUUUAAGGAUGGUGCACGCUUGCUGGUGGUAUUACUUCUCAAAGUUCACAGAAUUCUUCGACACAAUAUUUUUUGUGAUGCGUAAAAAGACGAGUCAAGUGACUACACUUCAUGUCAUCCAUCACGGCGUCAUGCCAAUGUCAGUAUGGUUUGGAGUGAAAUUCACACCUGGCGGUCACUCAACGUUCUUCGGCUUGCUUAACACAGCCGUCCACAUUGUGAUGUACUCAUACUACUUGUUUGCCGCUAUGGGACCACAAUAUCAGAAAUAUUUGUGGUGGAAGAAAUAUCUGACAGGUCUCCAAAUGGUUCAAUUUGUUCUCAUCAUGCUCCACGCUUUCCAACUUUUGUUUAUCGAUUGCAAUUAUCCAAAAGCCUUCGUGUGGUGGAUCGGGAUGCAUGCUGUUAUGUUCUUCUUCCUCUUCAAAGAAUUCUACAAACAAUCUUAUGCUGGAAAGAAGAGAUCGGAGCAGUCAAAAGCAAACGGUUCCGUAACCUCAGAGAAAAAGAACGACGAUGCCGAUACGAAUGGUCGC
Molecule: messenger RNA, 1343 nt
Organism: Clunio marinus
Lineage: Eukaryota; Metazoa; Arthropoda; Insecta; Diptera; Chironomidae
Source: the annotation of a GenBank genome assembly